CGGAAUCCGAGCGUCGACGGGGUAGCAGGACCUACAUAAGCAGGUGAUGGGUCUGGAUAGUUGUGCAUACUCUGCGCUUUCAUUAGACGCUUUCUGCAGCCAUGGCCACUACCCAUCGCGCAGCUCUCAUGAGCGGUCCCGGCAAGCCCCUAGAGGUAGCAGAUGUGGAUUCCAUUCACGCCGGCCCGGGCGAGGUCCUGAUCAAGAAUUAUUCCAUCGCGCUGCAACCCCUCGAUGCGAAGAUGCUGAUUGCAGGGUACGGUCCAGCUGCGCAGCUAGCAUACCCCGCUGUUCUCGGCACCAGCGGUGCAGGCAUUGUCCAAGAGGUAGGCGACCAGGUCCAAGGGCUCGCUGUGGGCGACAGGGUGGUCUUCGACACCAAAGCAUAUGUCAAUGCCAGCGAGAACCGACGGACGGGUACCUGGCAGCAAUUGGUUGCGUGCGACUCCAAGACGGUAGCAAAGAUUGGCGACGUGUCUCUCGACCAAGCCGUAUUGGUGGAUUUUCCGCUACAGACUGCCGUCGCCGCUCUCCACGUCUUUCUUGGCAUGGGGAAACCUGGCAGCGGCACUCCCGAAGAAAAGAUACUUGUCUGGGGUGCUGGAGGCGCAGUCGGUUCCUAUGCCGUCCAGUUCGCGAAACAAGUAAGUCGGCGAUCCCAAUCCUACCAUAGCACGCCUUGGCAUAAGUUAACAAGCCCCAGGCAGGCUAUAAGUACCGUAGUCGUCACAGCCUCGCCCCGAGACGUCGAGCGUCAGAUGCAGCUCGGAGCCUCAGAGGUAGUCAACUACAGAGACGCCGAUAUCGUCGACAAGCUGCGCAAGUCUGGCCCAUACAAGUAUCUUUUCACAGCUAGCGGCGACGCAGCUUCUCAGAAAGCGCUGGCAUCUCUCGUCGAGCCGAGCGGAGGCGCCUUCGCCAGUGUCUUGCCGAGCACGGUUGAGCUGCCAUCCAAUGUCAACGUCAUCUACACGGCCUUUUCGCAAGCCGCGCAAAAGGACGAGUAUUCCGAAUGGCGCGACUGGUGGUACCAAGAGUAUCUGCCGCGGGUUUUUUCAGAAAGCCUAGUUGAGCCCGUGGAAUUCACAAAAGUCGGCGGCGGGUUGUCAGCAUUGCAGCAGGCCAGCCAGGAUGUGUUUGAGGGGAAGAUCAAGGGGAAGCUCGUCAUCAAUCCUCAAGAAUAGAUGGUAACCCGGCGAUUGUGCGUCUUGAUUGUCGUGUGUGCGUGUGUGUGUGUGUCUGCCUAG
Molecule: messenger RNA, 1247 nt
Organism: Exserohilum turcica Et28A
Lineage: Eukaryota; Fungi; Ascomycota; Dothideomycetes; Pleosporales; Pleosporaceae
Exons: 2
Coding region: 102-1184 (360 amino acids)
Molecular function (GO): oxidoreductase activity, acting on NAD(P)H
Source: RefSeq, a predicted model, not a curated record